AUGAAAACCCGGCGCGAAAGGUUGCUGUACGGGGCGCCUCAACAAGUAAUAUAUGGGCUUAUAAAACUACCGCUCAAAUUGAUCUGGCAAAACACAGAGCUUUCCAGCGGCAAGAGGCCCAGGACAGUGCCCGCUGAUGCUAUCAAAGUUGCAAUUCUCUGCGCUUUAUCGUACGAGGCUACACUGCGGUCAAGCCCCAAGAACUACAUGUACUCUUUCGGCCGUAUAGGUGAGCACAAGCUUGUUAUUGCCCAACCAGUUCACAUGGAACUUGUCAAAGCUGCUCAAUGUGCAGUAACGGUUAGGCAACAAUUCCCACAUGUCCAGUUUGCCUUGCUGGUUGGUAUUGGAGCAGGCAUUCCAUGCCCGAAUAGGUGUGAUAUCCGGCUGGGCGAUAUCGCGGUCGGCAUCCCGCGUGGCAGCCACCCCGGAGUGAUACAGUAUGACUUGGCAAUAUACGAGGAGAAUGAAUUCGUACCACAAGGAUGUCUCAACAAACCACCAUCAAUCUUGAUAAGUGCAGAUGGAUCACUAGAAGAAGAUGAGAUAAUGAACCGAAGCCCACUGCGAGAGAUUUUGAAAGGCAUCACAAAGAAUCCUGGGUAUGAACGACCAUCAGGGCAGGAUAUACUGUAUGACGAUGAUUCUCAUCACAUCAACAAUGGCGGCGACUGUACCGAGUGUGAGAACUCGGACUGGAAGAAAAUUGUGCCCCGGACUCCGCGUUAUCUCGAACACCCUGUGGUUCAUCGAGGUCUUAUACUUUCCGGUAAUGGCGUUAUAAAAACCCCACAGGACCGCAAUCGCUUACGGCGUGGGCUUGACGACGCCUUUGGGUUCGAAAUGGAAGGAGUCGGCAUAGCUGAUGUGAUUCCUUGCCUUGUCGUGCGAGGAAUCUGCGAUUAUGCGGACACGCAUAAGCAGGACGGGUGGCAUCAUUCUGCUGCGGCUGUGGCUGCAGCUCAUUGCAAAUCUAUCCUUCUCAAAAUAGUUGCACAAGGAGUGGGAGAUGCUACUGAAAUGAGCUCUUCAUUGAGUGACCAGGAUGACCUAUUAAGAGCGAUCAGAGCUAUAAUCCAAUGUCAAAGCCUAGCCAUUGCAUUGUGGCCCCUUAAAUACCUGCUACCAUUAGAAACAAGCCAUGAUGGUGUAUGUUAUGAACAGAAAGGAUGCUUGGACCUGAAUAGACUGCCGAUAGCUGAAGAUGCUGCCUUUGACUCAUAUGCAGACCAGCACGAAAUUUUUUGUCUUCCGGGCACUUGCAUCAGCCUUCUCCAGCGCAUUGAGGACUGGGUGUACGAUGAAAGUGGAAGAUGCAUCUUCUACCUAAAUGAUAUGGCUGGAACCGGAAAGUCUACGAUAUCUCGAACUGUUGCCAAGCAUUUCAGAGAAGAACAAAUGCUGGGAGCUAGCUUUUUCUUCAAGAGGAAUGCAGGUGAUCGAGGACAUGCAAGACGGCUUUUCUCGACAAUCGCCAGGCAGCUCAUUACAAAUCUUCCUCAGCUCUCACCGAUUAUCAAGAAAGUUGUUCGAGAAAACCCUGAUAUAUCCACAAAGUCACUAAGGGAGCAGUUUGGAAGACUUCUAUUUUCGCCACUGAUAGAACUGGGAAGAACUAGAAAGGACACCGAGACUAUUGUGAUCGUGAUCGAUGCAUUAGACCAAUGUGAGUCGGACAAAGACGUGCGACUCAUAGUUCAUUUACUAUCUCAAUUGCGGGACUCGGGUGUAGUACACGAGCCUUUCUUCAUAGCCCACACUCACGCGACAUAA
Molecule: messenger RNA, 1773 nt
Organism: Aspergillus costaricaensis CBS 115574
Lineage: Eukaryota; Fungi; Ascomycota; Eurotiomycetes; Eurotiales; Aspergillaceae
Product: purine and uridine phosphorylase
Exons: 2
Coding region: 1-1773 (590 amino acids)
Biological process (GO): nucleoside metabolic process
Molecular function (GO): catalytic activity
Source: RefSeq, a predicted model, not a curated record